AUGGUUUCAGGUUCUACUUUAGAAACUGAGAACUUGACUAGUGGGAUUUCAGGUUCUAAGGUACGCAGGGUAGGAUUUAGGUUCAAAAAAAUGGGAACUUGUUCUUUGAACAAUGUGUGGGUUGUGGGUCAAGCGCACCAGCAGCAGCUUCCGACGUGGCUACGGGCGCUGCUGACGGAGAAGUUCUUCAACGCCUGCAUAAUUCACGAGGAGGUCCGCAAGAACGAGAUGAACAUCUUCUGCUUGGACUGCAGCACCAGCUUGUGCCCUCACUGCUUCUCUUUCCAUCGCUCCCACCGCCUCUUGCAGAUAAGGAGGUACGUGUACCACGAUGUCAUCCGGCUGGACGAUGCUGCGAAGCUGAUCGACUGUGCUUAUGUCCAAGCAUACAUAACAAACAGUGCAAAAGUGGUAUUUUUGAACCAGAGGCCACAGGCGAAGCAGUGCAGAGGCUCCGGUAACACUUGCAGCACUUGCGAAACGAGCCUCCAAGACCCUUUUCUCUUCUGUUCUCUUUAUUGUAAGAUUGACUACCUCAUUAGGACAGAAGGUGGGCUCUCCAAGUAUCUCCUGGAGUGCAACUUCUUGCCCUUGUCUGAACCGAGCCUGGACGACGGCCUCAUGACCCCCGACUCGGUCCUCGAGCCAGCCGGCUCGAACCGGACCAACUCCAGGGGAUCCGGAGGGUCCGGCGGGGUCGGGUGCAGGGCCCUUGCCUGCACCGCCGCCACCCACUUUGUAGUGAGGAAGAAACGGACCAGCGUGCUGGUUUGCAACAGCCCUUGCAGGCCGGUCGAACCGGCUUCGGCGAGCCUGAUGAACCGGAGGAAGAAGACUCCUCAUAGGGCUCCUCUAUAUUGA
Syzygium oleosum is the source of this 861-nucleotide messenger RNA. Its product is annotated as protein RGF1 INDUCIBLE TRANSCRIPTION FACTOR 1-like. Gene Ontology annotation, molecular function: zinc ion binding. The record is from RefSeq and is a predicted model, not a curated record. Lineage: Eukaryota; Viridiplantae; Streptophyta; Magnoliopsida; Myrtales; Myrtaceae. The coding region runs from base 1 to 861 and encodes 286 amino acids. The transcript is spliced from 4 exons.